AUGGCCCUUGGAGGACUCCAGUCAGAGGAGCUCGAUCAGGACAGGGAAGGCCCAGAGGAUGGGGAUGCAGAGGAGAAGGAGGCAGAGGAGAAGGAGGCAGAGGAGAAGGAGGCAGGGCAGAGGAAACGUGCCCGGGGGCAGAACAAGAGCAGACCCUGCAUGAAACCCAAGCAGUACGAGCAGCACAGGCUGUGCCCCUCGGUGACACAGGGACGUGCAGAGAAGUGUUUCUUCGGCCAGCGGUGCCGCUUCCUUCACCAGGUGGGCGAGUACAUGGCCACCAAGCCAGCUGACCUGGGCCACACCUGUGUGCUCUUUGAGACCUUUGGCAAGUGUCCCUAUGGUGUCACCUGCCGUUUUGCCCAAGCCCACCUGGGGGAUGGUUACCAGAACAUCAUCAAUGAAGACCUGGCCAAGCAGUGGGAAGGGAAGUCGCCGGUGAGGAACAACCUCUCCAAGGAGCUCCAGCAGCAGCUGCGCAAGAGGAGGUUCAGCUUCAAGAAGGCUGAGGAGUAUCUGAGGGGUCUGGCCAAGCUUCGUGGUGAUGCAGAGCGGGGAGAAGAUCCCAAAGCCUUGCAGAGUCCUGGCCCCACAAGUGGUGAGGAGGUUUCUUCUUCCAUCCAGACAGUGGGGCCAGUGACAGAUGAAGACCUGAUAAAGCUGAGGUCAUGUGAGAAGAAGAAGCUGGAAAUCCAAGGCAAACUCUACUUGGCUCCGUUGACCACGUGUGGGAACCUCCCUUUCCGAAGGAUAUGCAAGAGUUUUGGGGCAGAUGUCACCUGUGGGGAGAUGGCUGUGUGCACAAACCUGCUGCAAGGACAGUCCUCUGAGUGGGCUCUCCUGAAAAGGCAUCAUACUGAAGAUAUUUUUGGGGUUCAGCUGGAGGGAGCAUUUCCAGAUACGAUGACCAAAUGUGCAGAGCUCCUGAACCAGACAAUUGAAGUGGACUUUGUAGACAUCAAUGUGGGGUGUCCUAUUGACCUGGUCUACAAGAAGGGAGGAGGAUGUGCCCUGAUGACUCGGUCCAACAAGUUUGAGCAGAUUGUCCGAGGGAUGAACUCGGUGCUGGAUGUGCCACUGACUGUCAAGAUCAGGACAGGGGUGCAAGAAAAGAUGAAUGUGGCUCAUAAAAUCAUCCCCAAGAUCCGGGAGUGGGGAGCAUCCCUGGUCACGCUCCACGGCAGGUCCAGGGAGCAGCGCUACACCCGGGGAGCUGACUGGGCCUACAUAGCAGAGUGUGCUAAAAUUGCCACCCCCAUGCCCCUGUUUGGAAAUGGUGACAUUUUGUCAUAUGAAGAUGCUAAUCAGGCCAUGGAGACAGGGGUUUCAGGAGUUAUGAUUGCAAGAGGGGCACUCAUCAAACCCUGGCUUUUCACUGAAAUUAAGGAACAGAGACACUGGGACAUCUCCUCCAGCCAGAGGUUUGAUAUCCUCAAAGACUUCACCAACUAUGGCCUUGAGCACUGGGGGUCGGAUACUCAGGGAGUGGAGAAAACCAGGAAGUUCCUGCUGGAAUGGCUCUCAUUCCUGUGCAGGUAUAUUCCUGUUGGUUUAUUAGAACACCUACCUCAGAAAAUUAAUGAGCGACCACCUUAUUACAUGGGGAGAGACUACCUGGAGACACUGAUGGCCAGCCAGAAUGUGGAUGAUUGGAUUAAAAUAAGUGAGCUCCUUCUGGGACCUGUACCUUCCAACUUCACCUUCCUGCCUAAACACAAGGCCAAUUCCUACAGGUAG
This is a messenger RNA of Chaetura pelagica (chimney swift), 1737 nucleotides long. RefSeq names its product dihydrouridine synthase 3-like (S. cerevisiae) (gene DUS3L). Gene Ontology annotation, molecular function: flavin adenine dinucleotide binding; tRNA dihydrouridine synthase activity; metal ion binding. Lineage: Eukaryota; Metazoa; Chordata; Aves; Apodiformes; Apodidae. The record is from RefSeq and is a predicted model, not a curated record. The transcript has 14 exons. The coding region runs from base 1 to 1737 and encodes 578 amino acids. Gene Ontology annotation, biological process: tRNA processing.